AUGCUCCUCCUGCUCCAUUACCCUCCACCUCGUCCAACUGCCCCACCUCCUCCACCAUCUCCACCUCCUCCACCAACCUCCCCCUGCUUCACCUCCAACCCCCUGCUCCACUACCAUCCCCCCGGCUCUAACUCCCUCCACCUUGUCCACAUGCUCCUCCUGCUCCACCACCCUCCACCUCCUCCACCACCAUCCCCCUGCUCCACCUCCCUCCACCUUGUCUACAUGCUCCUCCUGCUCCAUUACCCUCCACCUCCUCCACCACCAUCCCCCUGCUCCACCUCCCUCCACCUUGUCUACAUGCUCCUCCUGCUCCAUUACCCUCCACCUCCUCCACCACCAUCCCCCUGCUCCACCUCCCUCCACCUUGUCCACAUGCUCCUCCUGCUCCAUUACCCUCCACCUCGUCCACCUGCCCCACCUCCUCCACCAUCUCCACCUCCUCCACCCCCUCCACCUCGUCCAACUGCCCCACCUCCUCCACCAUCUCCACCUCCUCCACCCCCUCCACCUCCUCCACCACCAUCCCCCUGCUCCACCUCUCUCCACCUUGUCUACAUGCUCCUCCUGCUCCAUUACCCUCCACCUCGUCCACCUGCCCCACCUCCUCCACCCCCUCCACCUCCUCCACCACCAUCCCCCUGCUCCACCUCUCUCCACCUUGUCUACAUGCUCCUCCUGCUCCAUUACCCUCCACCUCGUCCACCUGCCCCACCUCCUCCACCACCCCCACCUCCUCCACCAUCUCCACCUCCUCCACCAUCUCCACCUCCUCCACCCCCUCCACCUCCUCCACCACCAUCCCCCUGCUCCACCUCUCUCCACCUUGUCUACAUGCUCCUCCUGCUCCAUUACCCUCCACCUCGUCCACCUGCCCCACCUCCUCCACCCCCUCCACCUCGUCCAACUGCCCCACCUCCUCCACCAUCUCCACCUCCUCCACCAUCUCCACCUCCUCCACCCCCUCCACCUCCUCCACCACCAUCCCCCUGCUCCACCUCCCUCCACCUUGUCCACAUGCUCCUCCUGCUCCACCACCCUCCACCUCCUCCACCACCAUCCCCCUGCUCCACCUCCCUCCACCUUGUCUACUUGCUCCUCCUGCUCCAUUACCCUCCACCUCGUCCACCUGCCCCACCUCCUCCACCACCUCCUCCACCAUCUCCACCUCCUCCACCCCCUCCACCUCCUCCACCACCAUCCCCCUGCUCCACCUCCCUCCACCUAGUCUACAUGCUCCUCCUGCUCCAUUACCCUCCACCUCCUCCACCACCAUCCCCCUGCUCCACCUCCCUCCACCUUGUCUACAUGCUCCUCCUGCUCCAUUACCCUCCACCUCCUCCACCACCAUCCCCCUGCUCCACCUCCCUCCACCUUGUCCACAUGCUCCUCCUGCUCCAUUACCCUCCACCUCGUCCACCUGCCCCACCUCCUCCACCAUCUCCACCUCCUCCACCCCCUCCACCUCGUCCAACUGCCCCACCUCCUCCACCAUCUCCACCUCCUCCACCCCCUCCACCUCCUCCACCACCAUCCCCCUGCUCCACCUCUCUCCACCUUGUCUACAUGCUCCUCCUGCUCCAUUACCCUCCACCUCGUCCACCUGCCCCACCUCCUCCACCCCCUCCACCUCGUCCAACUGCCCCACCUCCUCCACCAUCUCCACCUCCUCCACCAUCUCCACCUCCUCCACCCCCUCCACCUCCUCCACCACCAUCCCCCUGCUCCACCUCCCUCCACCUUGUCCACAUGCUCCUCCUGCUCCACCACCCUCCACCUCCUCCACCACCAUCCCCCUGCUUCACCUCCCUCCACCUUGUCUACUUGCUCCUCCUGCUCCAUUACCCUCCACCUCGUCCACCUGCCCCACCUCCUCCACCCCCUCCACCUCGUCCAACUGCCCCACCUCCUCCACCAUCUCCACCUCCUCCACCAACCUCCCCCUGCUUCACCUCCAACCCCCUGCUCCACUACCAUCCCCUCGGCUCUAACUCCCUCCACCUUGUCCACAUGCUCCUCCUGCUCCACCACCCUCCACCUCCUCCACCACCAUCCCCCUGCUCCACCUCCCUCCACCUUGUCCACAUGCUCCUCCUGCUCCACCACCCUCCACCUCCUCCACCACCAUCCCCCUGCUCCACCUCCCUCCACCUUGUCUACAUGCUCCUCCUGCUCCAUUACCCUCCACCUCGUCCACCUGCCCCACCUCCUCCACCAUCUCCACCUCCUCCACCAACCUCCCCCUGCUUCACCUCCAACCCCCUGCUCCACUACCAUCCCCCCGGCUCUAACUCCCUCCACCUUGUCCACGUGCUCCCCCUGCUCCACCACCUUCCACCUCCUCCACCACCGUCCCCCUGCGCCACCUCCCUCCACCCGAUCCACCUGAUCCACCUGAUCCACCUGCCCCACCUCCUCCACCACACUCACCCUGCUUCACCUCCAUCCCCCCGGCUCUAA
Bacillus rossius redtenbacheri is the source of this 2460-nucleotide messenger RNA. Its product is annotated as basic proline-rich protein-like. NCBI's taxonomy places the organism in Eukaryota, Metazoa, Arthropoda, Insecta, Phasmatodea, Bacillidae. The record is from RefSeq and is a predicted model, not a curated record. The coding region runs from base 1 to 2460 and encodes 819 amino acids. The transcript is spliced from 15 exons.